Messenger RNA from Pocillopora meandrina, 3311 nucleotides. Lineage: Eukaryota; Metazoa; Cnidaria; Anthozoa; Scleractinia; Pocilloporidae. The record is from the annotation of a GenBank genome assembly.
CUUGUAUUCAAUAGGUUGUUCCGUCGUCACUUUUUUUUGGCACAGCAAAGCAUAAUGUCUGGGGGCAUUGAAGCUCUACAAUUAAAGGAAGAAGAUGUUGUGAAGCUACUUGCUGCUGGUGUUCAUCUUGGUGCUAGCAAUGUAGACUUUCAAAUGGAAAGCUAUGUUUACAAACGAAAACCUGAUGGUGAGAAAUCUGCUAGAUGAUUAUUUUGCAAGGAAGGUUUAAACUUUCCUAUGGUUGUUGUCCUUCUCUACUUUUAUGUUGAAGUGAAAAAUGGUUUAGGAAUAGCACAGCCAGGAGAGUAUCAACAAUUCAAGCCAAGAUGAAAUAAAUUUUUGGGGAAGCGUCCUUUACCUCUACCCACGUGGGUUGUUUUUCCUGUGUUCAAUUUGGUUAAAAGCUUUUGUCAGAAAAAUAAGUUUAGUUUAAGAAAGUGUUUGCAUUAUGUUAUUCAUUAUUAAGUACUGGGUUACUGAUUACACAGAGACAUAAUUGCAAGCAGCACUCAGUAUUAUAAACUGCAAGUAUAUUUUAAGCCACAUUAAAGUUGCUCCAUAUUUCCAAAAUAAUUAUUUUCUCUAUUUGUCUUUUCACCAGGUGUUCACAUCAUCAACAUUAAAAAGACAUGGGAGAAGCUGCUUCUUGCUGCCCGUAUCAUUGUUGGCAUUGAACAUCCUUCUGAUGUCUGUGUGAUCUCAGCCAGACCUUAUGGACAGGUAGGUGUAAUUACCAGUUAUCACUGGGAAUGUCCAACUCACUCCAAUUGACCAGUGUUUAAUACAAAGGGGUCUCUGGCAUAAAGACUGACAUGUUGAGCUGCCUAAUAUCAGAUGACUUACUUGUCACCUUGCUCAAUUUGAGUUUUCAUUUCCCAUGAUAUAUUUGGAAGGUUUAAAGAGCUCACAAUAGGAGUGGAUUAGCUGACAAUGUUCAGUUGACUACUUGUAAAGAAGAAUUCAAUUCUGACCAAAGUUUAGGUUUUAAAUAUGGCUGUAUCACUUUUCCUGCAUUGAACUUAAGCCUGGCAAGUGUACUUGUUUAUUUGUGCAGCUGAAAAUGGGUUGUGUCCAAGCAAAAAUGGGUUUGACAAGUCAAUUUGACAGGCACCAGCUGGGAAAUUUUUUUAAGCCUUGGGCUUAAUGUAGUUGUGGUGAAGUGAACCUUAAGACCACAAUCUGAGACCCACUUCUGAUGAGACGUUGCAGUAUUAUGAUUGCUACAUAAAGCUGUGAAAACUUAACGAGUGAUGUUAUCUUAUAGCGUGCCAUCCUGAAGUUUGCCAGUCACACUGGGGCCACAGCUUUCGCUGGCCGCUUCACUCCUGGUACAUUCACCAAUCAAAUUCAAGCAGCCUUCAGAGAGCCACGUUUGCUUGUCGUAUGUGAUCCACGCACUGAUAGCCAGGUAAUAUUUUGACUAUAUCUGAAAAAUUCCCCAAGGAAUUACUUUGCUUUUCCUUCUCAACCACGUAUAAACUUUAUUUUUGUGCCAACUCUGGCUGUAAUCCUCACAUUGCAGAAUACUGUUUUUUUCCUCAGGGAAUGAUAACUAUUUAAUUGGAUGAACUAUUCAAAACUAUAAAAGUUGGGGAAAACAUUUAUUGUCCUGUAAAGCUUCAUUUCAACUGUUUGAAGUGGAACUUAAAACCAUAAAGACUACUCCUCAAACUGAACAUGAACUUCUUUCAUAGCCCGUGACAGAGUCAUCCUACGUAAACAUUCCUGUUAUUGCAUUCUGCAACACUGACUCUCCAUUGCACCAUGUGGAUGUGGCAAUCCCCUGCAACAACAAAGGUGCGCAUGCUGUGGGUCUUAUGUGGUGGUUGUUGGCAAGGGAAGUGCUCCGUAUGCGGGGUAGCAUCAGCAGGCAAAUCAAUUGGGAAAUCAUGCCUGAUCUUUACUUUUACAGGGAUCCAGAAGAGGUAAAACAUUUUUUUUCCAUUAAGAGUGAAAAUUAACCCCUAAACUCAAAAAAAUCUGAUCACAUUACCUCAUAAAUUAGUUACAAGAAUUUGGUGGUAGAGCAAGAUAGCAACUUCUGCCUGAUAAGUUUGAGUAUUUUAGGAAGAAGUUAUAUGUUUAUCACUUCUGGGAGUUAAUUGUUUUCUCUUAUAUUUCUGAAGAAUCAAUUUUAAUGAUGGUAUCUAUUUGCCUUACCUAACAGAAUACUUUUAAUUUUUGUAUUAUUUUGAAAUUAAAGUGGUUUUCUCAAAAAUCUCACUGGGAUUAGCAGAUUAAAUCUGAUAGGAAACACUAAGUUAAUUCUGGUAGUUGUUGUCAAUUUAUGUCAUGAGGCAAAUGUCCCAUUGAGGUCUCAAAUCUGAUCCUGAACUUGUGAAAUUCUUUCCAAAUUAUGGUCUGUAUAUAGGGAAUAAUGAUGAUUAUUAGGCCUUCUUGCUAUUGUUGUGAUACCUUAAUACUGGGUGUACAAGUGAAGAUACUGUGCUCAAUGAAGACCAAAAUGUAGCCCCUUGCUUUGAGGGGUUAGAGGAUCAAGGUUUGUUUUGCGAAAUAACACAUCUGGAGUACCACAUAGACUUGUGAAAUAAGUUGUUUGUAUUCAUUCUAGGCUGAAAAGGAAGAACAAGCUGCCAUGCAACAUGCAGAAGAGCAGCCUGCUGCUGCUGCUGCUCCUCAGUUUCCAAGUGAAUGGGGUGGAACUGCUGAUCAGCAAACUGGAGAGGUGAGUGCUUCCACUGUCCCCAACCAGAGAGGCCAUUGUAAUAUGUAGGAAAGUUUACUUUAGACUUGAUAUUCUAUAUCAUUUCUUAUCAUGGCAGUUAUUGUGCAAAGGUUUUGUAUCCUUCCAAAUUACUAUUUGUCAGUGUAAAGUUUUUUGUGGAGAUAAAGAAGGUUUGAAUGCUUCUUUGUUUUGCUUCUUUCAAGAUUUCUCUCUUUUUGGGAAUAUUGCCAGAACCUGGUAUUUGGCUAGCUUAAAAGGGAAUAGAAACUCUUCCUGAUUCCCUUUUCUUGCCAUUUUGGCCCUUUCUUGAGGGUGAAAAUAAAUGUAAUUGCAAGAAAUCUUAACUAAAAAAAAAUUUUAUUAAUUUUUGUUUUUCCAGUGGGGAGCUGAACAAAUGGGCACUUCUGCUUUACCUGCCUCCAUUGGAGCUACUGAGGACUGGGGUACCAGCCGUGAAUGGACUGACACUACCCCUGCUCCAUCCAAGGACUGGGCCGAAGCUAAAGAUUGGUCGGCUGAACCAGCACCAAAAGAAUGGGGAGCAGAUGAUCUGCAGCCAAGCAGUGAUUGGGGUACCUCUGUCACCAUGCAGGAUGCAAAGAGUGGUGGAGCAGAGUGGGCUUAA